Molecule: messenger RNA, 2605 nt
Organism: Pistacia vera
Lineage: Eukaryota; Viridiplantae; Streptophyta; Magnoliopsida; Sapindales; Anacardiaceae
Product: pentatricopeptide repeat-containing protein At3g58590-like
Exons: 2
Coding region: 61-2268 (735 amino acids)
Biological process (GO): RNA modification
Molecular function (GO): RNA binding; protein binding
Source: RefSeq, a predicted model, not a curated record
ACCCGUAAAUUCAAGUUGUCUAUAAUUUGCUGGGAUUUAUAGCUAAUUUUCCCGCCCUUUAUGAACCUUUACGGAGAUUUCUUGAAACACCAUAACCGUCUACUACUACUACUAAAAUCUUGUUCAAAGACUCCUUCCCUUCGCAACACCAAACCUCUUCAUGCACUUGUCAUCACUUUGGGUCCAAACUCUAGCCAAACUACCUUCCUUUUCAACAAUGUCAUCUCUAUCUACGCAUCAGUCGGUGAACUAUCAUCAGCACGUAAGGUGUUCGACAAGAUGCCGGAGAAAAACGUGGUGUCGUUUAAUACCAUAAUUAGUGGUUACAGUAGGUGUGGAUAUGUCGGGGAAGCUUGGAGAUUGUUUUAUGAUAUGAGAAAUUGUGGGUGUAGGUCGACCCAGUUCACGUUGGGUGGGUUAUUGUCGUGUGAUUUGUUGGACCUUUGCAAGGGAGUUCAGUUGCACGCUCUGAUUGUGAAGAAUGGGUUGUUUAUAGCAGAUGCUUUUGUAGGGACUGCUUUGUUAGGUUUAUAUGGAAGGCAUGAGAGCUUGCAUGAGGCGGUUUGUGCAUUUGAGGAUAUGCCUAAGAAGAGCAUAGUGACGUGGAAUUCGAUAAUAUCUAUUUUUGGGCGAUAUGGAUUUGUUGAAGAUUGUAUAUUUUUCUUUCGUGAUCUUGUCAGGGAAAAGAUUCCUUUGUCUGAAGGUUCUUUUGUGGGUGUUUUAUCAGGAUUUAUUUGUGAACAAUAUUUGGGAUCAGGAGAACAGAUACAUGGUUUAGUGAUUAAAAAUGGGUUUGACAAUGAAGUUUUGGUUGUGAAUUCUGUUAUUAAUAUGUAUGUGAAAUGUAUGCGCAUCAGCUCAGCGGAGAAAAUGUUCGAGCUGAAUGUUGGGGAUGUUGUAUCUUGGAAUACAAUUAUUGGUGCAUUGGUAAAGAACGAAAAACCUGAAAAGGCAUUGGAAUUUUUCUUAAGGAUGUCUUCGGAUCAAGAUUUUCAAAAUGGUACCACAUUUGUAUAUGUUAUUAAUUCUAUUGCUGCUCUGCAGAUCCCAGUGUGUGGAAAAUCUAUCCAUGCUAAGAUAAUAAAAAUUGGUUUAGAAUGUGAUGCUUUUGUGGGCAGUGCAUUAGUUGACUUCUAUGUGAAAUGUGAUAAUUUGGAAGAUGCUCAACUGUCGUUUGAUGAAAUAUCUGAUAAGAAUGUGGUUUGUUGGAAUUCGUUGAUAUUGGGUUAUGCAAAUAAAUUCUCUUCUACUUCUAUGUUUUUACUAUUAGACAUGGUUCAACUAGGUUACCAACCGAAUGAGUUUACAUUUUCUCAUGUUCUUAAAUCAUCAUUUACCUUUGAGCUUUCUCAGCUUCAUUGUUUGAUUAUAAGAAUGGGAUACCAGAGCAAUGAAUAUGUAUUGAGCUCCCUUAUGAGUUCAUAUGCCAAAAAUGGUCUUAUAUCAGAUGCCAUAGCUCUUGCCACACUUUCCAACUCACCAAUUGCUGUUGUCCCCUCUAACAUCAUUGCUGGAAUUUAUAACAGGUUGGGUCAGUAUCAUGAAGCACUAAAGUUGCUUUCUCUGCUUGAAGAACCGGACAUAGUAUCUUGGAACACUGCUAUUGCAGCUUGUGCUCACAAUGGUUAUUAUACAGAAGUUUUUGAACUUUUUAAAUACAUGCAACUGGCUGAUAUCCAUCCAGACAAUUGUACAUUUGUUAGCCUCUUGAGUGCAUGCACCAAACUAUGCAACCUUACUUUGGGCUGUUCGCUUCAUGCUCUCAUCAUAAAGGCUGACAUAAAUCGUUGUGACACAUUUUUGUUCAAUGUGUUAAUAGACAUGUAUGGAAAAUGUGGGAGCAUAGGAAGUUCAAUAGAAAUAUUUAAAAUGAUGACAGAUAGAAACAUAAUCACAUGGACCACUCUAAUUUCAGCUCUUGGACUCAAUGGUUUUGCUUAUCAGGCAUUAGAAAAGUUUAGAGAGAUGGAAAUUUUGGGGUUUAAGCCCGAUAGGGUUGCUGUCCUUGCAGUGCUUACGGCUUGCAGACAUGGUGGCUUAGUGACAGAAGGGAUGGAGUUGUUUGGCCGAAUGAAAAGGACUUAUGGGGUUGAACCAGAAAUGGAUCAUUAUCAUUGUUUGGUGAACUUACUGGCCACAUAUGGACAUCUGAAGGAAGCUGAGAAAAUAAUAGCUACAAUGCCUUUCCCACCAAAUGCCCUUAUAUGGCGUAGUUUCCUUGGAGGCUGCAGGAGACAAAAAACUGUAGAAUAUGAAGCAGUUGGAUGAGAUCUAUGACACGCUAGUCAUAUUGUGAUUGCAGAGAUUUCUCAUUCCCCACCUUGAAUUCAUCUGGACUUGGUUUAGCAUCUCACACAACAUGGAAUGGCAAAAUGGAUUCAUGAUUUGGUUGGCAGAGGUCCUUUUAAGCAGUUGUGGUCGAUAGGCCAAACAGAAUGGAGGAAUUUCUUAAACAUUGCUCUUUAUCACCAGACUGAGUUGUCACCUGAUCCUCUACCAAAGCUCACUACCCUAAUUCAUGUACCUAUCAGUCAAACACUUGUUCACAAUGACACUCCAGACCCCAGUAGCUAAUGGAUUUCCUUAGUUUUUUGAGUUUAGCAGA